CAAUAUCUACUUAUAUCUCAUUAAGAGUUAAUAUAACUUCAUUCCAUAUGUCUCCAGUUUAAAAUGUACUCAAAUACUUGCUUUGUGAAGGUUUUGAUAGUGUUUACUUUAGUUAUUAUUGAAAAUGAGUGCAAAAGACCAAAUUUCAUUCUUUUUCUCACAGAUGAUCAAGAUUUACUCUUAGAUAGCAUGAUACCAAUGCAAUCAACGAUUAAAAACAUAGCUAAUGAUGGAAUAACAUUUACUGAAGCCUACGCGCAUUCGCCAAUUUGUUGUCCAAGCAGAAGUUCAUUGUUAACCGGCAAAUAUCUACACAAUAUACACGUGUAUAACAACUCAAUUAACGGUAAUUGUUCGAGUAAUGAAUGGCAGAAUACACAUGAAACCCGCACAAUUGCAUCUUAUCUAAAAUCUAGUGGUUAUGUCAACUUUUAUGCAGGCAAAUAUUUAAAUCAAUAUGGAAAUAAAAAUGCAAAUGGUUUAUCACAUAUUCCACCUGGUUAUGACUGGUGGUAUGGAUUGGAAGGCAACUCAAAGUAUCAUAACUUUACAUUAUCGAUAAACGGCACAAAAGUUGAUUUUCAUCAAGAAUAUUUAACUGAUUUAAUAGGUACUUAUGCGCUUGAUUUCUUAUCACACAAACCUCUGGAUAAAGAAUUCUUCAUGAUAUUAGCCCCUCCAGCUGCUCACGCACCAUUUACCCCAGCAAAUAGACAUUCAGAUAAGUUUCCAACAGUUAAAACCAAGAAAAUGCACAAUUUUAAUGCUUCAGCUACAAAAAAACAUUGGAUAACACAGCUUCCACCCAAAUAUCUACCUGAAGAUAUUACGAUUUUAGAUGAUAUACAACGUAAAAGGUGGCAAACAUUACUAAGUGUGGAUGAGUUAGUUGAAAAUGUUGUUAAUAAGUUGAAAAACUUGAAUAUUCUCGAUGAAACUUACUUGAUAUUUACAUCUGACAAUGGUUUUCAUAUAGGACAAUUUGGUUUACCAUGGGAUAAAAGACAGCCUUACCAAACAGAUAUUCACAUUCCUUUUCUAAUGAAAGGUCCAAAACUACCUAAAAAGGAACUUUUUAAUCAUCCAGUAAGUUUGGUUGACUUGGCACCAACCAUUUUGACCUUAGCGAACGCCACAGUGCCCGAAGACAUGGAUGGAAUAUCAUUUGCACACUUAUUCAACUCGCAAGAUAAUAAAAACAAGGAAAACGAGCGAAAUCUUGUUUUCAUUGAAUAUUUCGGCGAAGGUAACGCGCAUUCCGUUGAGAAAGCAUGCAAUUUCUCAGAGGAAGACGCCGAGAAUCUCAGUGAAUGCUCAUUGGAAAACUGGUGUAAAUGCCAAGAUUCAAGAAAUAAUACGUAUACAUGCACGUUAACGUUCAACAUUGCAACAAAAACAAAAUAUUGUUUAUUUAGAGACAAAAGGAAUUUCAUGGAAUUUUACAACUUAGUCCAAGAUCCAUACGAAUUAAACAACAAAGCGCCGUUUCUCACAUCAAAAGAACAUAAAAUUCAUCAACAUUUAUUGUCAGAGUAUAAAAAAUGUACAGGAAAGUCAUGUCAUGAUUUAGUUCUUAAAAGUUACGACAAAAUAUAAAAUAUUCUUUAAAUUUGUUUGAUAUUGAAAUCAAUACAAGUAUAAAAUAUAAAAUAAAAUAUAUAAAAACGUA
Molecule: messenger RNA, 1669 nt
Organism: Dalotia coriaria
Lineage: Eukaryota; Metazoa; Arthropoda; Insecta; Coleoptera; Staphylinidae
Product: N-acetylglucosamine-6-sulfatase-like
Exons: 8
Coding region: 64-1596 (510 amino acids)
Biological process (GO): glycosaminoglycan metabolic process
Molecular function (GO): N-acetylglucosamine-6-sulfatase activity; glycosaminoglycan binding
Source: RefSeq, a predicted model, not a curated record